GUACCGUUGUGUUUCGCGAGGAGCAGAGAGAGACGUCCGUGUCUCGGAGGAUUGUGAACUCUGAAGUCGCGAAUCGGCCAACAGUUCAAGAAGAGUAAUCUCCGAGGUUUGUUGUGUGAUUUUUUCUAGCGAGCGACGACGAUGAUGAUGAUGAUGCACUCUGUGAUGUGGUGCUUUGAGUGAGGAAGAAGAAAAUCGUCCAUAAGAAUUUUGAAUAGUGGAAAUUGCACCGAAAAAUUUUGUCCCGGCAAAGACGCGAUCCGUUGUGGGCUUCUGGAGGAAUGUGUUUGUCCGAUGAUAUGGCCGGUUUGCAUCGAUUCGCGUAGUUUUUGUCAUGAAAAUAAGUGGCUAAUGGCUGGUGCUGGCUUUGGGUGGAUCAAGUGAAAAUAUUGUUCUGUGUUUGGGAAUACCUACGGUUUGUGUUGCAACCUCCCGGAGUGUGGAAAGAAGGAAAAAGAAUCGAAAAUAGUUUGCGUGAAUACAAGCGAGAAUAGUGUUUUUCCCUGCCAGCCACAUCCGAGAGAAGCUGAAAUUGAUUGAUUUGCGGUACCGAAAAGAUUAGCGAAAAAUCGAAGAAACUCACGAGUGCGAUCCAUUUCUAGAGUCCCGGAUCUUAAUUCGCAAAACAUCCCGACCCGUAGUGUGUUCCGUGCUCGCCUGCCUGGCAAUUUGCCUCCUGUUGGUGUAAUUUAAUUCUUAUCUCCGUUUUUUCUUUCGUUUGAGUUAAGCCUAGUGGAGAGGCUGUUUUUGUGGGCAAAAGGUUUUUGCGAUUGCUGCCGUUUUUGUGUUCGUUCGACUGCGCCUUUGGAGGAAUAAUCGCACACAAAGAGCUUCAACCGCGAUCUAGUGUCGUCAUCCCAGUGCAAAUUGAGUGCAGCUGCUUCCAACCUGCCCUCGCGGGUGCUUGAGCAAAUCUUUGUGAUUCCGAGACAACGACGGACGGUGACAACAACAACGGGAGUUACAAAUAAGUCGCUUCCAACAGUGUUUCCUUGUUUGGCUCUAGGGAGGCCAAAGUCUCUGUGACCGUGAAAUAUCGAUACGAAGCGUCUCUGUUCCUGGGUUCUCGUUCCCUGAUGGGAUAGGGAAUCGGUUAACUUUUCGGCGAAGAGAGUGUGUAUAUAGUGUUAGAACCGGAUAGACCAUGGAUUGGAUCAUCAAUGACGAGCUGGGCCUGACGGUUGGCCACGUCGUGGGCUAUGUGUCCGCCUCGUUUAUGGUCGUCGGCGGAGUGCUUCCGUACGUGCCCCAGUACAAGCAGAUCAAGAAAACCCAGGAUCCGGAGGGCUUCUCGCUGCACGUCUGUCUGGCCCUGCUAAUUGCCAACACGUUGCGGAUUCUGUUCUGGUUCUCCAGCCGGUUCGAGAUUCCUCUGCUGGUGCAAAGUGUCGUCAUGAACAUAACCAUGUUCAUAAUGAUCCACCUGUGCGUUACGGUGCGACGUAACAAUGCCAUCAUGCGGACGCGAGAACGUGUGUUCUCAGGAGACGAAACGCUGCUGGAAGCCCGGGAGUCUAUUAAUAAGGCCAUUGAAGAGCACACCAAGAGCGAUGGCGUAAUUAGCAAUCGAGCUGCGGUGACGACGACGACGGCGACAACAACAACUGUAGAUGGCGCUACCGGGACAGGGAAGUUGGCCAACAGCACCAGUAUCGGGAUUGGGUCCACCUUACCCACCCAUCACCCAUCGGUGGGUGGCAUGCCGGGAAGUCUGAAGAAAUCUCGAUCCCGGCACUACAUCGUCGAUUUCGACUCGCGGUACUUCUGGAACUGGACUGACUUCCAGUCGUACCUGGACUUUAUGCUGGUGGUGUGGGUUGUUGGAGCGGCCGUCACCUACCUAAUGUUGUCCGUGACUUGGUUCAUGGAAUCCGUGGGCUUCCUCGCCGUGUUCACCGAGGCAAUGUUAGGUGCUCCGCAAUUUCUUAGAAACUAUAGGAAUAAAUCAACACACGGCAUGAGCAUCUGCAUGGUGAUCAUGUGGACCGCCGGUGAUAUGUUCAAGACUGGUUACUUUAUCUUAAGGAAUGCACCGACGCAGUUCUGGAUCUGUGGCACGCUGCAGGUCAGCCUCGAUCUUGCCAUCCUGCUGCAAGUGUACAUAUAUCGGAAAAAUCCUCCCCGCAGCACCCAUCGCGGUGACUAGCAGUUUGCCCCUCAAAAUAUUCAAAACGGUACCAGCAACAACAAUAACAUCAACAGCAAUCACCACCACCAAACCAACUCCGGCACUGCGACAAAGAUCAACAGCUACACCCAAACGGGUCCAAUGCCCACCCAGCGCACCAGCUCAAUUCUGGGCAACGCCAAAAUCAACCGUUCGUCGGGUCCAUCAGCCGUGAUGGCCUACUCGUCUUCCCCGGCGGCCUCGUCCUUCUACAGUUCCAUGAUGCAAACGGAAAGUUCAGUAUCGCUUAAAUCCACAGUGACUCCCCAUCGACACAAAUCGGGCUCCCGGUUCCACCACUCAAAGUCUCACUCAAUCUCCGGCUCUAGGGAAGCUACUCCGGUGCGAGUGGUGGGAGUCCCCAGCCGAAGAGCCAACUCGGAACGGUUUGAUCGACAGAAGACUGCCUCGCUGCCCCUGCCCAAGCGACGACAGCUCAGUUUGAGUGCCAAUACCUCCGGCGAUCCUGCGGGAGAUGACGAGAUUGUUGAAGGAGAGCAUGAGACUGUUGGGCAGACGGGGCGAAGAGGACGAGGCAACGUUCUCAGCGAGGACGUGUACAAUUUGAGCAGUCUGGGAGACAACUGUUCGUUUGUAACAAUCACCGGGAAUGCUUUCAGCAAUCGUCGAGAUUCCAAUUGUACGUUAAAUAGCAAUAGCUACAAGGAGCAGUACAUUCUAGGUAGUAACUAUAACAAUAAUAUCAACCGUCACAGCCAGGAGCAUUACGACUCGAUGCUGUUGUCGUCAACAGCGGUGCGGCUCAAGGAUAAGGAUGAUGGCCAUGAGUCGGCAGGAAUGGUAGAACAUCUGGUUGUCCCUAGGAAAGGGCAAGAAUGUGAAGUUAGUUUGGAAGUUAAGCCGCACCACUAUGAAACGAAUUCAAAGUCCCUGGAGGAUAUUUUAUGACGACACGCAGCACUGGUCCUGUGGCCAGUGCUGAGACACGAGCAAAUAGCGAAGCUUGAAUCGGAAACCGAUUCCAAGCAACACCGUUCGGCGACAUCGACCAUAUCAAACAAUGAAUCUCGCACGAUGAGGUCAGCCGAGACGCAAACCGAACUGCUAGAAUGCAGCGGGGAUGAGGGAGCCAGCAGCGAAGACGCCGGAAGUGCUAUUGACGAUGAACUUGAAGUGAUCUCAACGCGUCCUCCGACCGAGGAAGCAACAGGUGCUGUGCAAAAAGAUGACAACGACGACGAGGAUGAAUACGACGAUGACGAUAUUCUCGGAGAGCAUGCUAAGCUGAAGACCAUCAAACGGUUGAACUGUACCAACCUGUUCAACUUCAACAAGCUGGAACUGUUGAACGAACGCUGCUCGGUGGUUUCCACUGGGCAACAGCAAAUCAGCGACAGCAGUCGGAAUCUAUGCGAGCACGAGAUGCACGUGGCCAUCGACGAAGAACUAGAACAGGCCGCGGCAGCAGGAGAGGGAAAACGGACUAAGGAAGAGUCGACUGGUUCCAGCAGUGCGAUCGUCUUCAUCCAGGAAAGUCCAGAAGUGAUAUUAUAGCAGUGGCAUUUCUCUUUUUAUUUAAGAGUCGUUAUUUAUUUUUAGAACUGCAUAUAGAAAGAGAAAUAUUAUUGUUAGUGAGACUUAAUUUCUUUCUUCCUGUGUGAAUGCUUGAGGGGAGCGGUGAGCGAGUGUGCCAAUGAGCGAUCGAGUCUUACCUUAAAUUGUAUAGAGGUGAUCUAUUUUUGUACCAAAAAUCAACCAUUCAACAACAAAGAUGAAAAAAUUUAGAUAUUUCCUAGAAAAUCUACAUAUUUAGAAGGACAAUUAUGAAUUGACCCACAAGUUGCUAGGCGAACGUGAAAAAACUAAUGCGCUUGAAAAGUCACAAACCCAAUAACGGUGUUGGUUCCGUUGGGGCUCAUCCCACGGCUGGGGGUUUCUCCUAAACGAUCCACUUUGAAAUCCACUACUUUACCCCCCACACUCAUCCAGAAAUGCAAAUCCACUACAUGUUUUACC
This is a messenger RNA of Aedes aegypti (yellow fever mosquito), 4144 nucleotides long. Its product is annotated as PQ-loop repeat-containing protein 1. Bases 1145 to 2146 code for a protein of 333 amino acids. Lineage: Eukaryota; Metazoa; Arthropoda; Insecta; Diptera; Culicidae. The transcript has 7 exons. Gene Ontology annotation, biological process: phospholipid translocation; retrograde transport, endosome to Golgi. The record is from RefSeq and is a predicted model, not a curated record. Gene Ontology annotation, cellular component: endosome; trans-Golgi network.